Paramecium octaurelia is the source of this 775-nucleotide messenger RNA. The record is from the annotation of a GenBank genome assembly. Lineage: Eukaryota; Ciliophora; Oligohymenophorea; Peniculida; Parameciidae.
AUGUAUUAAAAUCUCUAAGUUUAAUAACCUAAUUCCAAAUAUAAGACACAAUUGUGUCGCCAUUUUAGUACGAAUUUAUCAAUAACUUAGUUACUAUUGGUUCUUGUGCACUGGGAACUAGAUGUUAAUUCGCACAUGGAAGAUAGGAACUUAGAACCAAUAAUCAAGGAAUGACAAAUUACAAUCAACCUAAUAUAUAAUAAAACCAUCAAGGAGGCAAUCAAAACAGGGUUCAACACCUUAAUCCUAUGAUUACUAACUAUAAGAGUAUUUAAUCUAUUUAUGAUUUAAAGCAUAAUUAUGCAAACACUUUAAUCCUCAAACAGGCCAAUGUAAAAAUGGUUCUACUUGCACUUUUGCUCAUGGCGAAUAGGAACUUAACUAAAUAAACCCUUAUCUACAAAAUCAAUACAUGUAUUUGAAUGUCUAGGUUAUAAAGGUCAAUGCAACAGUAAAUUAAACAAUAAAAUUAAGUUACUUUGUAAGCAGAACUUACUCAAUAAAUUUUAAUUAUGAUACUCACAAAUAUGGAGGCUAUUUUCCCUGGAUAAAAUGUAAAAAUUUUCAUAAAUUUAAUAUUCUCUAGAAUAUUAUCAACUUAUUAAAAUUUGGAUAAGAAAAGGCAAGAUAAGGAGACAAUCAAGCAGCCAGUGAAAUAAUUAAGCAAAUCAUACAUGACGAAUAAAGAACCAAAGAAGAAAAAAACUAAUACUAAUUAAUUUAUAAUAAUGCUCAAAAUCAUUACAGUCAAAAACUAAAAGAAAGUAACAUGUGA